Messenger RNA from Brachypodium distachyon (stiff brome), 3682 nucleotides. Its product is annotated as putative leucine-rich repeat receptor-like serine/threonine-protein kinase At2g24130. Gene Ontology annotation, biological process: protein phosphorylation. The coding region runs from base 164 to 3442 and encodes 1092 amino acids. Gene Ontology annotation, molecular function: receptor serine/threonine kinase binding; ATP binding; protein kinase activity. The record is from RefSeq and is a predicted model, not a curated record. The transcript is spliced from 2 exons. Lineage: Eukaryota; Viridiplantae; Streptophyta; Magnoliopsida; Poales; Poaceae.
GCGGGCGAGGCGAAUCGAUGCUUCUUCUCCAUCCUUCAAAACCACGCGCUGUGCAGAAAGAAAACGUUGCUAUCGCCACGCCAUUUCUAGUGCUUCCGAUGUGAUCCAGCUCAAGCUCCAGCUACGUAUCCCUCAGCAGGCCAGCACCACGCGCUCUCAUCUCAUGGCGGCCGCGCCACCGACCCCCCUCUUCACCCUGGCGCCAUGGUUUCUCCUCAUCUUCCUCCUCCACAGCGCAAGCCCUGCUCAUUCGGCCGACGGCAACGCGUCAGACGGCGACCGAUCCACACUUCUCGCCUUCAAAUCCGGCGUGUCCGGCGACCCGAUGGGAGCGCUCGCCGGCUGGGGUUCCUCCCCGGACGUGUGCAGCUGGGCCGGCGUCGCUUGCAACGACACCGACACGGUGGCGCCGCGGCGAGUCGUGAAACUAGUACUCCGAGACCAGAAGCUCACGGGCGAGCUCUCCCCGGAGCUCGGCAACCUUUCCCACCUCAGGAUACUCAACCUCUCCGGCAACCUCUUCACGGGCAGAAUCCCACCGGAGCUCGGGAGCCUCUCCCGCCUCCAAUCGCUCGACGCGUCGUCCAACAUGCUGGCCGGCUCACCCCCGCCGGAGCUCGGGAACCUCUCGAGCCUCAGCUCCCUCGACCUCUCCCGGAACGCCUUCACUGGAGCAGUGCCGCCGGAGCUCGGGAGACUCUCCCGGCUCAAGCAGCUGAGCCUCGGCGACAAUCAGUUCCAGGGGCCGAUCCCCGUGGAGCUCACGCGGAUCAGGAAUCUGCAGUACCUCAAUCUUGGCGAGAACAAUCUGUCAGGCCGCAUCCCGGCGGCAGUCUUCUGCAACCUCUCCGCCCUGCAGUACGUCGACUUCUCCUCCAACAACCUCGACGGCGAGAUCCCCGAUUGCCCGCUCCCCGAGCUGAUGUUCCUCGUCUUGUGGUCGAACAACCUCGUCGGUGGGAUCCCGCGUUCUCUCUCGAAUUCAACGAAGCUCCGGUGGCUGCUGCUGGAGUCCAAUUUCCUUACCGGCGAACUCCCGGGUUCCGACAUGUUUGGCGCCAUGAGAGGCCUUGAGCUGCUGUACCUGUCGUUCAACUACCUGCAGAGUCCGGGUAACAACAGCUCCGAUCUCGAGCCAUUCUUCGCCGGCCUGACGAACUGCACGGGACUCAAGGAGCUCGGCAUCGCCGGUAACGACCUGGCCGGCACGAUCCCGGAGACCGUCGGCCGCCUGCUCGCCCCGGGACUCGUGCAGCUCCACCUCGAGUUCAACAGCCUCUCCGGAUCCAUCCCUGCGAGCCUCUCCGGCCUCGCCAACCUCACGGCUCUGAACCUCUCCCACAACCACCUCAACGGCUCCAUCCCGCCGGGCAUCUUCUCCGGGAUGCGGCGGCUCGAGCGGCUGCACCUCUCGGACAACUUCCUCUCGGGCGAGAUCCCAACGUCGCUCGCCGCCGUCCCGCGGCUCGGGCUCCUCGACUUCUCCAAUAACCUCCUCACGGGCGCGAUCCCCGACACGCUCUGCUCCUCCAACCUCACGCAGCUGCGCGUGCUCUCGCUUCACCAUAACCGCCUCGCCGGCGCCAUUCCCCCCAGCCUUUCGCUCUGCGUCAACCUGCAGAACCUCGACCUCUCCCACAACAUGCUUCUCAGCGAAAUCCCCACGGACUUGCUGUCGUCCGGGGGGUUAAGCGGGUUGCUGUACCUGAACCUCUCCGGAAACCUUCUGGAAGGCCCGAUCCCGGCGACCAUCGGCGAGAUGGCGAUGCUACAAGCGCUCAACCUGUCUUCGAACAGACUCUCUGGAGCCAUCCCGCCGCAGCUCGGCGGCUGCGUCGCGGUCGAGCAGCUCGACGUGUCCGGGAACGCGCUGGAAGGCGGCUUGCCGGAGGCAGUCGGGGCGCUGCCGUUCUUGCAGGUCCUCGACGUGUCCCGGAACAGCCUCACAGGCGCGCUGCCGCUGUCCUUGGAGACGGCGGCCUCGCUGCGGCAAGUGAACUUCUCCUACAACGGCUUCUCCGGCAAGGUGCCCAGCGGCGUCGCGGGGUUCCCGGCCGACGCGUUCCUCGGCGACCCAGGGAUGUGUGCCGCGGGGACGACGAUGCCCGGCUUGGCACGCUGCGGCGAAGCGAAGCGCAGCAGCAGCCGCGGAUUGCUUCGUAACCGGCGCGUGGUGUUGCCCGUCGCCGUCACCGUCGCGAGCUUCACGCUGGCCAUCCUCGGGCUCGCCGCUUGCCGCGCCAUGGCGAGAGCCAGAGCCAGAACGGCGAGCGUGAGACGAGACGGGCGGCGGUCGACGCUGCUGGCGUACGGCCAUGGCGACGAGCCAAGCGCAAGCGAGUGGGGGGACAACAAGAACAACAACAACAACCACCCGAGGAUCUCGCACCGGGAGCUAUCGGAUGCCACGGGCGGGUUCGAGGAGUCGAGCCUGAUCGGGGCGGGGCGGUUCGGGCGCGUGUACGAGGGCACGCUCCGCGACGGCACGCGGGUGGCGGUCAAGGUGCUCCUCGACCCGAAGAGCGGCUGCGGCGGGGGGGACGUGUCCCGGAGCUUCAAGCGGGAGUGCCAGGUGCUCCGGCGGACGCGGCACCGGAACCUGGUGCGCGUGGUCACCGCGUGCAGCGCGCCGCCGGACUUCCACGCGCUCGUGCUCCCGCUCAUGCGCAACGGCAGCCUCGAGGGCCGCCUCUACCCGCGCGACGGCCGCCCCGGCCGCGGCCUCAGCCUCGCCCGGCUCGUCAGCGUGGCCAGCGACGUCGCCGAGGGCAUGGCGUACCUGCACCACUACGCGCCGAUGAGAGUGGUCCACUGCGACCUCAAGCCCAGCAACGUGCUCCUCGACGACGACAUGACGGCCGUCGUGGCGGAUUUCGGCAUCGCGCGGCUGGUCAAGGACGUCGGCGACGAGGACGACGACUUCACUGGCUCUGAUGCCGAUCCUUGCAACUCCAUUACCGGAUUGCUACAAGGUUCCGUCGGCUACAUCGCGCCAGAGUACGGAUUGGGAGGCCACCCGUCGACGGAAGGCGACGUGUACAGCUUCGGCGUGAUGGUGCUGGAGCUGAUCACGGGGAAGCGGCCGACGGACGUGAUCUUCCACGAGGGGCUCACGCUGCACGACUGGGUGCGGCGCCACCACCCGCACGACGUCGCCGCCGUCGUCGCGCGGUCGUGGCUGACGGACUUGGAGGCGUCGGCGGUGCGGCAGGCAGACGAGAGGUCGAUGACCAGGGCGGAGGUCGUGGGCGAGCUGAUCGAGCUCGGGCUCGCGUGCACGCAGCACUCGCCGUCGGCCCGGCCCACCAUGGUGGAGGUGUGCCACGAGAUGACACUCCUCCGGGAAGACCUCUCCAAGCUCGGCGGUGGCGGCGCGGUGGAGUCGGUGGCCAUGACGGCCAGCGAGGGCUCGUCCUUCUCCACCACCGAUUCGUCUUUCUGAUACGUUCGUGGUGGCGAAUUCAGGAUGCAGUCAAACUUUGCCGCUGCACAAUUUGAUCCUCUGUUUGUAUACGGCAAGGCAAGUUACAAUUUCUUCAACAUAUAACAUCGAUGAUAAUGCUGAAACAACAUAUACCAUUCUGAAGUAGGAGAAAAGACCUUGUCAAGGUGAAUACGGCCAGCAAGACAAUGUGUUGCUUCUAUUAUUUGCUUCUGAUACCUGAAGCAAGACAAUUUUUCU